Messenger RNA from Chroicocephalus ridibundus (black-headed gull), 5377 nucleotides. It is a transcript of the gene CPSF6, whose product is annotated as cleavage and polyadenylation specific factor 6. The transcript has 11 exons. Gene Ontology annotation, cellular component: mRNA cleavage and polyadenylation specificity factor complex. Gene Ontology annotation, biological process: mRNA alternative polyadenylation. Bases 55 to 1806 code for a protein of 583 amino acids. Gene Ontology annotation, molecular function: mRNA binding. Lineage: Eukaryota; Metazoa; Chordata; Aves; Charadriiformes; Laridae. The record is from RefSeq and is a predicted model, not a curated record.
CUCCCGGCGGCGGCUCCGGAGCCGGGCGCGGCUGACGGCGGCCCGGGCGGGAUCAUGGCGGACGGCGUGGACCACAUCGACAUCUACGCCGAUGUGGGAGAGGAAUUCAACCAGGAAGCUGAAUAUGGUGGACAUGAUCAGAUUGAUUUGUAUGAUGAUGUAAUUUCUCCAUCUGCAAAUAAUGGAGAUGCUCCAGAAGAUCGUGAUUACAUGGAUUCUCUGCCACCAUCUGUUGGGGAUGAUGUAGGUAAAGGAGCUGCACCAAAUGUUGUCUAUACAUAUACUGGAAAGAGAAUUGCCUUGUACAUUGGAAAUCUUACUUGGUGGACAACAGAUGAAGACUUAACUGAAGCAGUUCAUUCACUGGGGGUAAAUGAUAUUUUGGAGAUAAAAUUUUUUGAAAAUCGUGCUAAUGGCCAGUCUAAAGGGUUUGCUCUGGUUGGUGUGGGGUCGGAAGCAUCCUCCAAAAAGUUGAUGGAUUUGUUGCCUAAAAGAGAAUUGCAUGGGCAGAAUCCCGUUGUAACUCCGUGUAAUAAGCAAUUUCUGAGUCAGUUUGAAAUGCAGUCAAGGAAAACCACACAAUCUGGCCAGAUGUCUGGGGAAGGUAAAGCUGGUCCCCCAGGAGGAAGCUCAAGAGCAGCAUUUCCACCUAGUAAUAGAGGGCGAGGUCGUUUUCCAGGUGCCAUUCCAGGUGGAGACAGAUUCCCUGGACCAGCAGGGCCAGGAGGGCCACCACCACCCUUCCCAGCUGGACAAACUCCCCCACGUCCACCUUUAGGUCCUCCUGGCCCGCCAGGCCCACCAGGUCCUCCACCUCCUGGUCAGGUCCUCCCACCUCCAUUAGCUGGACCUCCUAAUCGUGGUGACCGUCCACCACCACCAGUUCUGUUUCCAGGACAGCCUUUUGGUCAGCCUCCACUUGGGCCACUUCCUCCAGGCCCUCCACCACCAGUUCCAGGCUAUGGGCCACCACCAGGUCCGCCACCACCUCAGCAGGGUCCACCUCCACCUCCGGGUCCAUUUCCCCCUCGUCCGCCUGGCCCUCUUGGGCCGCCCCUAACUCUUGCUCCUCCUCCACAUCUCCCUGGGCCACCUCCAGGUGCUCCACCACCUGCACCACAUGUGAAUCCAGCUUUCUUCCCCCCACCUGCCAAUAGUGGCAUACCUACUUCAGACAGCCGUGGCCCACCUCCAACAGAUCCGUAUGGCCGACCUCCACCAUAUGACAGAGGUGACUAUGGGCCGCCUGGAAGGCGUUUCACUGGAAAUAACAUGUCCAUAAGAGAAAAAUUACAUAUUCCAUUCUAUGGGAGGCACACGAAAAAUAAUACUCAAAACUCAGGGAGAGAAAUGGAUGCUGCAAGGACACCUCUAAGCGAAGCAGAAUUUGAAGAAAUCAUGAAUAGAAAUAGGGCGAUCUCAAGCAGUGCCAUUUCGAGAGCUGUAUCAGAUGCCAGUGCUGGUGACUAUGGAAGUGCUAUAGAGACCUUGGUAACUGCAAUUUCCUUAAUUAAACAGUCCAAAGUAUCUGCGGAUGAUCGCUGUAAAGUACUUAUUAGCUCUCUUCAGGACUGCCUUCAUGGAAUUGAGUCCAAGUCUUAUGGUUCUGGAUCCAGAAGACGUGAGCGAUCCAGAGAGAGGGACCAUAGCAGGUCACGAGAAAAAAGUAGGCGCCACAAAUCGCGCAGUAGAGAUCGUCAUGAUGACUAUUAUCGGGAAAGAAGCCGUGAAAGAGAGAGGCAUCGUGAUCGUGACAGAGAUCGUGACAGAGAACGAGACAGAGAGAGAGAGUAUCGCCAUCGUUAAAGAAGCUGAAGGAAGAGGAACAGCGUGCAAGACAAGAUACAUUCUUCAAGGAAAGAUGCUUGUCCAGCAGUUUGCUUCAUGUGAUUGAACUGAGCCUGUAAGGAUUCAUGGAUAAAAUGAACAGGAAUAGAUCUGAAUAAAGCAAAUCUGCAUACAUGGUAACCAGUAGCUCUUUUACUUUUUUAUGUUGCUUAACUGUUUUAUUUGAGGGAAACCUGUGUGAUUUAAACCUUAUAGCUUUUGCAACUUUAUUACUGGUUAUAUACAUUUGGCAAUUAUAAUGUGCAAGCAAUUGGAAAAAGUCAAGUAAAUGCUUGUUUUUAUAGUAGUUUGUUCAUGUUAAACUGUUCAUAUGAUAAUGUCUGUACACAGCACCACUUUGAUUACAGUAGAUGUAGUGUUGUAAUAAACUGUUUAAUGGGGCUGAUGUGUAAAGCUGUUCAAGUUAUUUGAUGUUUACACCUCAGGGAAAGUCUUGUGUUCAGCAAUAUUUAAAGAUAAUGUUACAAUGAAAACAUUGAUGCUGUCUAAAAACAUCGCAAUAGUUCUUGCAUAUGCCUCAACCUAAUCUUGCAUUCAGUGAGUUAAACAUACUAAUGUUGCUCUCACACAUUCGAUUUUGAUAUGAAAAUAGGUGGUUGCAUAAAACCUUUAAUGCUAUUUUGCUUUCUAGCAGUGUUUACCUAGGUGGCUUGUGAAUUUGCUAAUUGGCAUAUAAAACUGUAAAAACUGCAGUUCUUUGUCGUCGGUUGUUUUCAGGAGAGGUGGUCCCAGGUCUGUGAUUUUAGCAUGCUGAAAACUUUUUCUCAUACAGCCUUGAUCCUGAUUGACGUUACAGUUAUAUAAACUGUUCAUAUGAACUUAAACUGUCCAUAAUAAGGGGUGGAAAGGUUAGCUUUAAAAAACAAAAAAAAACAAAAAAAAAAAAAACCAAACAAACAAACAAAAAAAAACAAAACAAAACUCUGCAGUUGUUUACAGUUUUAUAGUAAUAGUGCUUGUGUGUGUUCCCCCUCCACCCCCAAGGCGUAGCAGUGUGUACAUAGUUGUAUAUUAGAAAUGUGCCGGAAGAAACCAGAUGUUCCCAUUUUUUCAGACUUGAUGGGUUUCGUAUUUUCUUAAUACUUCAGAAUUUAUUCACACAUGCAUAUAAAAGAGAAGGUACACUUGUAUGUCCUUGUUCAGUGAUGGGCAAUAUUUAAAUGUCUUAGCAAAAAGUGGCGCUCAUUAAAUCUGUCAGAUGAGGUUUUGUAAAUUUACCUAAAAACAAAUUAUUGGAGCUCACAGUGAAAGUUGAUUUUGAAUUAUAAGAAUUUGUUUUAAAUUUCAUUAAGUGUGAAAUGCAAGUGAAUAGAAAGUUCAUAUAAGUUGCAAAAACUUAGUUUCUGGCAGCCUUGCACAAAGGCUCCUUUUUACUCUAUUGAAAUUGUUAUGUAACGGAUUUAUUUUUGGAGUUUUCACUUACUCAAAUAGCUGCAGUUAAUGUUUUAAGUUAAGUUUCAAGACCUCAGAUGGCUUUAUGAGGCAACUCUUAGACAACUCCUGAUUUCUUUUUUUUUUUUUUUUUUGCCAAUUUUGAAGAUUUUACAGCCAACCUAAAAUGUUACCUUGUUCAGGAAAGCACUUAAGUCCAUUUGGUUUUCCAGAGCAUGUAAAGCAUGUGCUUACAUUCCAUAUAUUUCAAGGAGUGUAAACAUAUGCUUUAAGUACCUUAUUUGCAUACGUGAGUGAUUUUUAUUGCUUUACUGAGUUGGGACCAGUAGCCUUUGCAACCGCAAAAGUUUUGCAUAAGUCUGACAUGCUCUAAUUUUUGUCACCUACCACUCAGCCAGGUUUCCUGCAGCCAGGUUGAUGCUGUUGGACUUGGCUACAGCUUCAGACUCUCCUCCCCGCCCCCCCCUCCCCCCUUUCCCUUAAAUCGUGUACCUCAGUUCCUCAUGCAUGGGAUCACUGGUGUUUAUUGAACUCUUUGCUACUGAGAAGAUAUUUGACAUGUUUGUUUAAUCCUGUUUGCAAAUGAAGGCUGCCUUUUAAAAUUUUGUAAAACUGAAAGUUGUAUCAAACAAGUCGUGACUCAUUUCCUGCUUUUUGUGAAUAGGUGUUGGUUACAAAAAACAGCACUGUUGUAAUUCUUUUUUUCUUUACUUAAAAACAUUGUUUACUGCUGUGUAUAAUAAGUUUAAGGAAGAAAUAACCUGCCUGUAGCUGUUACAUGGGGAAUAGCUAAUACUGGAGAGGCAGCAGGUAAGUAAUGUUCCGUUGCAUAGAUCUAUUAAAUCUUAAAAUAAAAAAGUAAAUUUACAAGCAUAUUAUGCAGGAACUGAUAUUUUACUCCACACUGAAAUAGAUUUAAGGAGACUAUUGCUCUUUUUACACAAAGUGUAAUUUCUCACUCACAUACAGAUUUCCAUUGCUGGCAAUGGAAGUAUCAGGGAGGGAAUAGCAGGGGGAAAAUAACAUAAGUAAAGCUUGAGCGAUCAUUGUGAUUUGAGAGAUGAAGUCCCCAUAUGAAGCCCUUUAUUUCUGCCUGUUCUCCGAAUACUUAGUUUUAACUGAUAGAUGUACUGUGUUGCAAUUUAGAUAAUACUCUCUUGUUGUUGCGAGUUUCAUUUGUUAGAUUUUUUGAAAAUGAAACAAAAAAAAUGUAUAGAAAAAAUCCAAAGACCCUGAUAGACACCAAAAAGGAAUAUGUCUAAUGCACAUCAUGUAUAACUGGAUCUGUAAUAGAAUUUUUACCAGGUUUUGGUUUAUUAAAUGUUACUGGCAAUUUCCUGUGCACUCUUGGGAAAUAGCAGUUCGGUAACUUCCCUGACUGGUGAUGAUGCCAUGGUGGCUACUGCUGUGCUCUUUGAUAUUCAUCCAAUUGUAUUUCAUCUCCUUUUGCUGAUGAAAAGACAAAAUAGUCUGUGAGGAAAUACUUUAUUUCUUUCAAAUAUUGAUUUUUACAAGUAACAUUGAAAACAACAUCUUAAGGCUGUGUCCUUUAUCUUGAAAGACAAAACCAACAAGUAGUGACUAUGGGGUGGCAGUGCUUUAGCAACAGCAGUUGUUCUGCUGGAGGUUUGUUUUUUAGAAGUAGAAGGUUUUUUAAAGUAAAAUUUCUACUGGACUAUACGUUUUGACAGGUCAAAAAUACUUCUUAGAAGAAGAACUUAGCAUUUUGGAAACUGUACAGUCUUUUUCCUCAUUCCCUUUUUGCUUUCUGUGCCAAGAAUUUUAGUUCUGAUUGCAUUUUGAAAAAAGUUUGUCAGAACUUCUGCAAAUUUUUAUUUACAGUGUGGCCUAUAAGCUUGGAUAGCUGUUGUUUUUGUGUUAAACAAGGUAUAUUAUUAAAUUUAGGCAUUAGCUUGACUUCUUUUUUUUGUUAAGGAGUGAGUGUAUUCUAUUUUUGUUCAUUUUAAAUUGGCGAGGCUUAGUUUUUCUAACUGUAUUUUUUUACCUGAUUGUUUAGUUGCAUACCCAAACCCGUGUAAAUGUUUUCCUAGUUGUAUGUGGAUAAUUGGAGAUUUAAAUGUUGUAUAUACUUGUCAUCUGUGUUUCUAGUAAAAAUACAUGGCAUUCUUUAUAGAAA